AUGUCAGCCUUGAGACACCUGUCAAGGCCCCGGCAAUUUGUUUGUCGGCAAUGUACACGACAGCAACACAGCCUCGCGCGUGGUGAGCGGCAGGACAAGAGAUGGGCUGCCGAAGAACCAGAUGCAGCAGCAAGACAGGCGCAAUGGGAGGACCAGGCGGGGAAGGUGCGAUCAGGCAUGCAGCAGAGUAUGCUGAGUCUACUUGAAGAGCGAGGAUUUGUAAAGGACGUCGCCGGUGGACGCCAAACGCUUGACUGGCUGCUCACCGAGAAGCGCAUAGGCGUGUAUGUUGGCGUAGACCCAACAGCCCCCUCUUUACACGUCGGACACCUUCUUCCCCUCAUGGCGCUUUACUGGAUGUACCUUCAUGGCUACUACACCGUCAGCUUGUUAGGUGGAGGCACAGUGCAAAUUGGCGACCCAUCUGGCAGGACGACAGCUCGUUCGCGGCAGGGCGAAGACGUGCAGUCUAUGAACGUGAAGAGCAUACAACACCAGCUGGAGAAGCUGUGGACCAACGUGAAAUGCUUGGGGAUCAAGCACCAGUACCCGCAGUUCGUCAGUCGAAAACGGGACAUCCUCAACAACAAGAAAUGGUUGCAGAGCCUGAGUGCGAUAGAGUUGAUGAGGGAUCUUGGGUCUGGCAUGCGCCUGGGUGCCAUGCUUGGUCGCGAUUCAGUCAAGCUACGGAUGGAGAGCGGCGAAGGCAUGGCCAUAUCUGAAUUCAGCUACCCUCUCUUCCAAGCCUACGACUGGUGGAGCAUGUACCGAAACCAGGGCGUUCAACUCCAAAUCGGCGGAUCUGACCAGUACGGAAACAUCAUUGCGGGUAUGGGCGCCGUCAGCCAUAUGCGGAAGAUAUAUCCCAUGGAAGAUGGUGCAGAAGGUGAAGAAGACCCACGGGUUGCAACCUAUGGUCUCACUACACCACUGCUUACAACAGCGUCGGGCGAGAAGUUUGGCAAGAGCGCGGGCAACGCAGUCUGGCUUGAUGGUCAAAUGCUGAACUCGUUCGACCUAUACCAAUACUUCCUCCGCACCGCCGAUGCAGACGUAGAACGCUACCUCAAACUCUUCACCUUCCUCCCUCUUGACUCCAUCGCCCUCCUAAUGGCGAGGCAAGCCCAAGAUCCUUCAAAACGCCUCGCCCAACACAUUCUCGCCCGCGAGAUCGUCGAGCUGGCACACGGAGCCGCGGCAGCACAGCAGGCCAUUACCGCACACAAGGACGCCUUCGGUCAGGGCGCCCACACCUUUUCGUUACUCUCGCUGAGAAACUCGAUUGCCGAGCACAAAGGUACGGUUGUUGCAGCAAAGGAAGGUAUGGGGAAGAUGGAUAAAGAGUUGUUCGAGUACAAGAAGGCCUAUGCUGCCUCUUCAACCACGCAAUCGGUAUCCGACACUACAUCAGAACAACAAAAAAACGUCAAUGAGAACAUCGUCACGCUGCCUCUUUCGAUGCUUCAACCGGGUUCCUUCCCACAAAUUCUCUACGCCGCCGGUCUUGCAAGCUCCAAAUCUGAAGCCAACCGCAUGAUUGCAAACAAUGGUGCCUACGUUGUAGUACCGAACUCUGGUCCGUCUGAGAAUCCCACUGCGCUGAAGUGGUCAAGAAUCAAGCCGGAGAAAGAUGUAGAUCCCAACCACUAUCUUGUGGACUGGGAGGCACUAGUCUUGAGAUCCGGAAAGACGAAGAUUCAGAUCUGUAGGGUAGUUAGGGAUGAUAAGCUUGAGAAGAAGGCAGAGGAGACGGAGCAACAAGAAUCAUGA
Messenger RNA from Alternaria arborescens, 1770 nucleotides. Its product is annotated as Tyrosine--tRNA ligase. NCBI's taxonomy places the organism in Eukaryota, Fungi, Ascomycota, Dothideomycetes, Pleosporales, Pleosporaceae. The record is from RefSeq and is a predicted model, not a curated record. Bases 1 to 1770 code for a protein of 589 amino acids. Gene Ontology annotation, biological process: tyrosyl-tRNA aminoacylation. Gene Ontology annotation, cellular component: cytosol; mitochondrion. The transcript is spliced from 5 exons. Gene Ontology annotation, molecular function: RNA binding; ATP binding; tyrosine-tRNA ligase activity.